ACUGUUAAUAAUAAGGAAUUAAAAUUGAAAUCAUGAAUAUAGACGACUAUGAAAGUUUGCCUACAUCAUCUGUGGGAAUCCAUAUGAUUGCGGGUGCCUUCGCCGGGAUCAUGGAACACUGUGUCAUGUAUCCUCUUGACAGUGUCAAGACAAGAAUGCAGACAAUAACACCUGGUCCUGGAGGAGGUGGAGGAAGUAUUUCGUUAGUUUUGACUAGAAUGGUGCGACAAGAAGGAGUUCUAAGGCCGUUUCGUGGAGUUGGUGUAAUGGUAGCAGGAGCUGGACCAGCUCAUGCUCUUUAUUUUUCCUGUUACGAGUUCCUGAAAAAUACAAUGCUCAGCUACAAUAUUGCAACACACUUUAAUCCUCUUAUUUACGGAACUGCAGGUUGUGCAGCGACUUUCAUUCAUGACGCAGUAAUGAAUCCAGCAGAAGUGGUCAAACAACGUCUUCAAAUGUACAAUUCGCCAUAUCGAAAUAUAAUGAGUUGUAUUUUACACGUGUAUAAAUCUGAAGGAAUUAUCGCCUUUUAUCGAAGCUACACAACACAAUUAACUAUGAAUGUGCCUCUUCAAAGUAUCCAUUUUAUUGCUUAUGAACUUUCUCAAUCAUUUACGAAUCCACGACACGAAUAUAAUCCUUUGGCACACGUUGUUUCCGGUGCAAUGGCGGGAGCAGCAUCAGCAGCGGCUACAACGCCUUUGGAUGUUUGCAAAACACUUCUUAAUACACAACAAGCCGGUGUUCGACCUCAGGGCAUGAUUGAAGCUUUCAAAAUGGUUUACAGGUUAAAAGGUGUCUCUGGCUAUUUUCGUGGUCUGAAUGCACGAAUUUUAUCUCAAAUGCCAGGUGCUGCUAUUUGUUGGUCGACGUACGAGUUUUUCAAAUAUAUUUUGCAACGAAAUAAAGAUUUGAAACGCAUGACACCAGAGCCAAAUAAAUCGGAAGAUUCGCCGAGUAUGUCAGGAUUUCAACCUCCUAUUACACGAAGUACUUUUCAAGAAACAGGACUCUAUUUUCAACAGCAAACAUCGUCACCAACUUUAUUGAAAGUGACGAGGAGUUAAGUGUGUCCUGGAAUUAUGUUAAGUAUCCAUCCGGUAAAACGAAACUAAUAUAUUUUGUGUUUCGAAAAAAAAAGUUUAUUAUUAUUGGCAAAAAAAAUAUGUUAGUUUGUUUUUUUUUCUUUUUUUGUUGAUUCAACCGUUGUUACGAUGAUAAAAAAAAAAUAAGCACACAUGUAUAUUUCUUGGAUAGUUAUUAUGACUGUAAGUCAAAUAAGAGUAUCAAGUGCAGGUCGCUGACUCAAUUUAAAAAAAAAAGAAAUUUUUGUAUCCUUCAUUAUAUGUCUGUAGUACAAAAAUAAUUUUUAUUUUAUUUUAUGUAAAUUAUUCUCUCGAGUAAAUAAUGCGAUCGGAAAAAAAUAUUGUGAACAAUAUCCACGAAAAUUGUUUAUGAAUAAUAUUGACUGAUUUAAGUCAAUUUUGUAAAUUGCUAUAUGUGAUUAAAAAGAAGUUGCUUUAGAGACUUGUUGAAAAGUCAAAUAUGAGAAAAGGAAGAAGAAAAAUGAAUUCUUGUGGGAAUAUUUUAUUAGUCGAAACUGGAAACAAUAAUUAAAUACUAAGUACCAACUCUUUCAUGUUUAAUAAUUAGAUUUUUAAUAAAUUAGAAAAGUUCGAGUUGUGUUUUAAAGCUCUAUAAGCAAUGAAAAAAAUGGUAUUUUUUCAAAAUUUUCAUCUUGUCGUGGAUGUUGUAGAAAUUUGUUGAAAAAUUACUCAAUUGAAAUGAAUGUUGCUGUCGAGUUACAAAAUGUUUGUCCUCUAUACGCAAACUAUGUCAUCGUAACAUUUAAUUAAAUAGCUGCCAUUAAGAAUUUUAAAAUAUAAAAAAAAAAUUCCCAGAGAUCAAUUAACACAGAUUUUUCUACUGUUUCAAGUUUCAUCGAGCGUAAAAUCAAUUUUACAUGAAAAUUAAGAGAAAAAACAUCAAUGGGAGGUUUGUAAACGAUUUGUAAAAGUCGGAUAAAAAAAAAAGCUUUACUUGACUUAAAAUUGAGAUGUUAUUUAUUGUUCUAAGGAGACAAAAUAAUCUUUGUUUUCCACGCGACGAUCAUAGAAAUGUUAACAAUGAAAAUUAUUUUUAACUUUUACUAAAACACCUUUAAAAUUUUAUUUUAGCUUCUAAAUAUUUUGUUAGAUUUAAUUUACAUACAUAUUUUGUUUAUGUACAAUCAGUUUGAAAAAUGAGAAAUGAUGUUUGUUAUAUACUUUUUUUUUUAUAUGAUCUAAUGAUUGAUUUGUAAAUUUCUUAAGUUUUUAAAGUUCCUUUAUAUACGUAAAGUUUAUAAAAAAAAAUUCCCCUAUGAGUAAGAUUUUUAAAGUUCCUUUAUAAAUAAAAGUUUAACAAAUUUUUUUGAAUAAAAAUUUUCAGAAUUAAGUGACACUUACUGUAAUUGAAUAUGCUCGAAUCAUCACUUGCACAAUAUUGCUUCCUAUGGCUGUGAUGUUGACUUUAAAACAUUGAUGUUGACUUAAGGAAGUAAUAUCAUGUAAAAAAAAAAAAAAAAAAUUGUUCAUUCACGCCAUACUCUAUUUAUUGUUAAUUUAAAAAAAAUCAAACGUUUCUUCUACUGCUAUUUAUAUAAAUUAUUAUUGGCAUCGUUAGAUUUGAAUAAGUAAAAAAUUUCGAACAAAAAGAAGCAAAACACGACAUCUUGCACAGCAUCUUGGCUUUAAUACUUUAUUAUUAUAAAAUUUUUAUUUUUUAUUAUUUUUCUUUUUAGAGACGAUUCUCACAUCUCUUCAUAAACUUAUUCGAUUUUGAAUCUUCCUGUAAAGACUGGUGAGAAUGACUUUAUCAAGAGAUACUCGAUGUAGAUUUAGACUAAUGUGUAAAUAGGACGCAGGCUCCCAUUAACAAUAUCGGUAAAAAAAAAAAAACUAAGAAUGAUAUUGUUCUAGAAUAUAAUAAGAAUUAUUAAUUAUAAUCGAAACAUAGCAUAAAAAUAUUGAGCUAAAGAAUUGUAAAUAAAUAAAUAAUGCGAUUAUAAAAAAUUAA
Molecule: messenger RNA, 3057 nt
Organism: Leptopilina boulardi
Lineage: Eukaryota; Metazoa; Arthropoda; Insecta; Hymenoptera; Figitidae
Product: mitoferrin-1-like
Exons: 5
Coding region: 33-1067 (344 amino acids)
Biological process (GO): iron import into the mitochondrion
Cellular component (GO): mitochondrial membrane
Molecular function (GO): ferrous iron transmembrane transporter activity
Source: RefSeq, a predicted model, not a curated record